CACGAACUUACUACGACAUCACAUAAUAUGUAUCAACCCUUUUCGGAAAUAGGGUAGUAAUCCCGGCGGUUCGGCCCCUACAGCAACCGACCACCAGCAGACAACACGCAAAGCAGAAUGACGUGCGGGGAGAUAGUCCGUCGAGGCUUCAACACACUUGAAGGCCGCCAUGAGCAGCAUGAAUUUUUCUUCUCCCCCCACCUAGUUCUCCUAAUUACCUGCCUAACUCAAUCGUUCAAAGCAACUCUGCAGGCAGACCCUUCCUUAUCGACUUCCUAGAUCCGCGAAGAUCAGCCUAGCUAACCAGGCUUUCCCAGUCCAUUCCCCUUCCUAUCCUCUGCAGCUUUAUUUUUGGGGGAAAGAAAUACACACACAGAGAGAGAGGGAGAGAGAGAGAGAGAGAGAGAGCUCUCAAUGGCCGAUUCCAUUCGGGUGUCGCUCCCUACGAGCGGCGAGGACGAAACGGAUACGGGCGGCGGCCCGCUGGAUCUCGACUCCAUGCCUACGCCGGCCGGUGCCUCUGUUGCUGCUAAUGAUACAGCUGAGGACACUCCGCGUAGGCCGCAGAAGCGUCGCAGGAUACCCGUCGCUUGUGGUGCGUGCAGGAGCAAGAAGUCGCGCUGUGAUGGCUACCGGCCGAAAUGCUCUAGUUGUCAGGCACAGAAUAUUGAAUGCGUCUACUUAUCUCCUCCCAUCUCGGCGACAACUCCAGUUCCAAGGGCGUUUCUUCAGCUCGUAGAGACCCGCCUGUCUCAGCUCGAGAGCGACGUGCGCAUGCUGAAGGACACACAGAGCCGGACCGGAAGUGUGACUAGCGACUCCAUCAUGAACGACCGGAGGGCCAGCAUGUCAACGUAUCAGUCGGCUCUCACCGUGCCUGAAGUGGAUUCCGAGGACUUUGGAGAAUUUCCUGAUGCUACCGAUGGUAUGGGAUCCAUGGAAUUCGCAAAGGAAGAGGACUCUGGUUACUAUGGUACGUGUCAGCUCAUGGUGGCCGAUCUUGGGAAAGAGGAGGGUGGGGGGAAAAACUCGGGAAGAGACUAUCAAUGGCUGAGCACUUCUUCUUUCACCGCAGGCCCAUCAUCGAACAUCGCAUUCACUCGCAAUAUCCGCCGAGCCAUGUACGCCCUCUUAUCGCGGCCAGCAUCUCGUCACCUCGGCCCCGACGCGAGGUCGCACCGGCAGAUCCCCCACAGGCCCUCUCUCGAUGUAUCUCGGCCCUCCACGCCCCACGUGCGGACGACACGGCUGAUCAACGGCGAGGCGGGCAGUGUGGAUGGGGCCGUCGACUAUCUCGCCCUACCUCCUGACGAGGAGAUGGACGCCCUCGUCAGUCGCUUCUUCGUGGACACGGGAGCUCUGUUCCCUUUUGUGCACGGCCCGAGCUUUUUGGAUGAGUAUGAGCGGGUGAAGAGGAAUAACUUCAGAAAGUUCAGGCGGUCCUGGCUGGGGCUGCUAAAUGCCAUUCUUACCAUGGCCACGGUGACUUCUGCCAGCAUGAACAUCACUGCCUCUGACAGGGCGGCCCGGGCGGAAGUCUUCUAUAUGCGUGCCAAGGCACUAUGUCUGGAUCGCAUGUUGCAUAGUGCAAGCUUGGAGACUGUCCAGGCAAUGCUGCUCUUGAGCCAAUACUUGCAAGGCACACAUCGAUCGACGACCACCUGGAACGUGCAUGGUCUUGCUGUGAAGGCGGCUUUCCAGCUGGGGCUGCACUCGACUUCUUUCUGCAAAGACAAUUCCCCGUUGGAUAAAGAGAUGCGUCUUAGGACCUGGUAUGGCUGCAUUCUUCUCGACAGAACACUCAGCAUGACCUUUGGCCGCCCUCCAGCCAUUCCCGAAUCUUAUGUUCGAACCCCAUUGCCAAAAGCCUGCGACAAGACUCUUGCCCCUAUGAAGGUCAACGAUGUCAUGCUCAGUACUGAUUUCUUCGUGUAUACUAUAACUCUUUACAAAAUAAUGUGGACGAUAAUCGACAUUCUCUACAAAUGCAAUAUUGGCGAUCCGGACGGCGGUGUCCUCCCUGUCGCCGCCAGCAUUCUCCAGAUCGAACAUCAGCUGCUCGAAUGGCAGGCCGCGCUGGGUCCACUCUCGAGUCUUGUCACACCAGCAGAGCUAAGGAAUGACGACAGCUUCAGCGCGGAGAAGAGGUUCCGAGUCGUUCUCACCUUGCGGUAUCACAACGUCCGCAUCCUUGCGCACCGCCGGAUGUUGGAUCUAUACCUCUCCAGCAUCGAACGGGGCCAGAGCUACGAUGCAGAGGACUCGAUGUUGAGACAAGUUGGGCAGCGCAGCAAGAGCAUCUGCUUCCAGUCGGCGUCCGAGUUGAUCGGGAUUGUCAAUGUGCUCACGCACUCUCCCGAGCCAAAGAGGGGCUUACUUGGGGCGUGGUGGUUUACCCUUUACUAUACAUUCAAUGCGACACUGACGAUCGUCGCAUUGAUGCUUUGUAACCAUGUCAGCGGCCCAGAAGCGCCCACUUCUUACGAAGCCACAGGCAUCUCAGACCAGGCCCUGAAUGAGAUACUAGCAGCAGCACUUGCAUGUUUGCCGUUGAUUGACAAUGGAAACAAGAUGGUGGAAAAGUGUGCAAAGUUUGCGACAACGUUGAACCAGUGUCUGCAUCUCCUGGGUGAACAAGCAGACGGCUCGUUCAGGAGUAAUGGUGAAGGGGGCACGCCUACGGUGGAAACUCCGAGGCCCGCCAACCAAUACGGGGUGCCUCACUCGUAUGCUCCCAUACCAAUCGAUGUCAGCCACUUUGAUCUCGGUGCUCUAGGUUGGGAGAACGACUUCUUGGCGUCCCUAUGGAGUGGUAUGACCGAGGGAAAUCAAGAGUCUGAUCUCUUCUGCUAAUUGUUAACAAUCAACACAUCGUGAAGUUGUGCUCCGCAUCACUGGACAAGUACUGCAUAGGCAAGCCAUAUUUCAAUAAUUAGCAGAAAUCAAAUUAUAGUUUCCAAAACC
Molecule: messenger RNA, 2964 nt
Organism: Cryphonectria parasitica EP155
Lineage: Eukaryota; Fungi; Ascomycota; Sordariomycetes; Diaporthales; Cryphonectriaceae
Exons: 8
Coding region: 415-2853 (812 amino acids)
Biological process (GO): DNA-templated transcription; positive regulation of transcription from RNA polymerase II promoter by galactose
Cellular component (GO): nucleus
Molecular function (GO): DNA-binding transcription factor activity, RNA polymerase II-specific; zinc ion binding; RNA polymerase II cis-regulatory region sequence-specific DNA binding
Source: RefSeq, a predicted model, not a curated record